GCUGAGAAACCGAGGGAGGAUGAGGGAGGACCGCGGCGGGCUCCACUAACCGCUCACUUUCCACCCCCGCAGGGCCUCCCGGGGCCUCGUGGGGAGCCCGGGCCAAGAGGAGAGGCGGGCCCCAUGGGGGCGACCGGGCCUGCGGGCGAGUGCUCGGUGCCUCCGCGCUCCGCCUUCAGCGCCAAGCGCUCCGAAAGCCGGGUGCCCCCGCCGUCGGACGCGCCCCUACCCUUCGACCGAGUACUGGUGAACGAGCAGGGACAUUACGACGCCACCACCGGCAAAUUCACCUGCCAGGUGCCCGGAGUCUACUACUUCGCCGUCCACGCCACCGUGUACCGGGCUAGCCUGCAGUUCGAUCUGGUCAAGAACGGCGAGUCCAUUGCCUCUUUCUUCCAGUUCUUUGGGGGGUGGCCCAAGCCAGCCUCGCUCUCCGGGGGCGCCAUGGUGAGGUUGGAGCCUGAGGACCAGGUGUGGGUACAGGUGGGAGUGGGUGAUUAUAUUGGCAUAUAUGCCAGCAUCAAGACAGACAGCACCUUCUCUGGAUUUCUAGUGUAUUCUGACUGGCACAACUCCCCUGUCUUCGCUUGAUACCCACUGGAAAAUGAGCGCAUGCUCUCUCACUCCUAUGAGAGGAGAGUGUGACAUUGAUGGCCACAUAAUCCGGGAGGGCUGGCCCCCCUGGAAUGUUGUGAAUGACUGCGGAGGUGGGGUGGGGCCUCUCUAUUCUGCUGCCGACAGGGAAUGAGGACAGAGGCUGAGAUCAGGGCUGGCAGCGUGGGGCAGUGGCUGGAUUUCUGCCCCAGACCAAAGGAGAGCGCUGUGCUGGCAGGUGUGGGUCCCUCCAGUUGCUCUGGCCCAGGACCCCAAGGUGGGGUAUUCUUUCCUGGUCCUCCGCUUCUUUGAGUCCUCCCUUAUCCCUCCUGCUCCUGGGCCCUUUUCUCAGAGAUUAUUCAAUAAAUCUUUAAU
Messenger RNA from Vicugna pacos (alpaca), 969 nucleotides. The record is from RefSeq and is a predicted model, not a curated record. Lineage: Eukaryota; Metazoa; Chordata; Mammalia; Artiodactyla; Camelidae.